This is a messenger RNA of Racocetra persica, 1235 nucleotides long. The record is from the annotation of a GenBank genome assembly. Lineage: Eukaryota; Fungi; Glomeromycota; Glomeromycetes; Diversisporales; Gigasporaceae.
ACUUUGGUGUAAAAAUGCCAUUCCUUUAUUUUGGGCAUGCCCUUAGUACGACGGUGGAAAUUUUGUAUAUAAACCCGCCAUCAUUAAGACAAUUCUAUCAUGCCUAUCCGAUUUAUUGUCAAACUUUAUCUCCUUGGAUAAUUGAUGGAAUGAUUCAUGUAAUAUUAUCAGACGAUCAGAGUCGACUUAAUGAUUUGACAUUGGGCUAUAAAGCUACUAUAUUGGAACAUGAAUUAUACAAGUUGUAUAUGUCAAAGGUGUCUUCGAUCACUCGACUUGUUCUCCCAGAUUUCCCUAUUUUGUAUAUGCCUGGUGCAAGAUUAUGUUUAUCAUAUCUUUCGGAACUAGAGUGUAGUACUGAUGAUUCACCGAGAUACUUUUUUUGCCUUGCAGAAUUUUGUCGAAAGAUUCAAAAGCUUCGUGUUUACCCUUGUGAAGAAGAUAAUCAAGGCUUGGCUACUUUGAUUACUUUUCAACAUCGUUUGAUUCAUUUGGAGUUGAAAACAGACAAUGGUGAAAUGGUGGAAAAAUUAACACAUAUUGGCGAUGCACUUACUACUCAAGCGCAAUCUUUAACUUACAUCAAUGUUUAUAAUAAUUUAUUUUUUUCUACUGAGCAUUUAUCUACAUUUGUUUUUCUUAAAGUUUUAAAACUUUAUGUCACUUCUGAAAUACCAAGAAAGUUCUGGCUUUGUAACAUGGUUUUACCUCAUCUUGAAGUACUUGAUGUAUUUCGAGAUGAAUUUACACCAUUUAGAAUUUAUAAGUGUUUUAUCGAUCAUUCUUCAUCUAAUUUUCGGAGAAUUUAUUGGAACAGAUUACUUGCCUCACCACCAGACAAUAAAGAAAUUCAAGAGUUCAUUCGAAUUAUUUCAAGAUCAGCCCAUUCACUCAAUUUUGUCACUAUUUGUUAUUCGGAUGAUUUUAUCGAAGAUUUUACACAAUUGUUAUCACUUUGUACAAAUCUAGUUGGAAUUAAGAUUUGUGCUAAAGAUUUAAUCGAAGAUGAUAUUAAUAGUACUAUGAUUAACGCAGAAAAUAUUUUAAAAGUUAUUGUUGAUAAAGCACCAAAAAAUUUUUCUAUUUUAAAUUUUGACGGAAAUUGGAGAUUUUCUUUCCAUGAUAUUGAAUCUUUUUUUUUCAAUUGGAAAUAUAGAAAUUUGUCGAUGUCGGGUCGACCAUUGUCUUUAUUUAUUUCAGAAGAUGGUGAAUUUUCUUGGGGGAUUAUCGGUUGA